Malaclemys terrapin pileata is the source of this 1241-nucleotide messenger RNA. RefSeq names its product pseudouridine synthase like 1 (gene PUSL1). NCBI's taxonomy places the organism in Eukaryota, Metazoa, Chordata, Testudines, Emydidae. Bases 233 to 1111 code for a protein of 292 amino acids. The transcript has 8 exons. The record is from RefSeq and is a predicted model, not a curated record. Gene Ontology annotation, biological process: tRNA pseudouridine synthesis. Gene Ontology annotation, molecular function: pseudouridine synthase activity; RNA binding.
UCCCCCAGCAGCUCUACGCUGGGUCGGGCAUGGGUCCUGGGCGGAGAGGGGGUUUGCUCUGACCUCGCAGGUUUCCGUGCAAAGCGGGGCGGGGGGGAGAGUUAUAUUCAAGCAGAGACAAUGAGGAGCAGGUCCGGGUUGCUAAAAUCCAGAGGGGGAAGAUGUAACAGUAUCUUCUGCGCGAGCCUGACCUGAAAGCCGAGCUUUUAAAGGAGAGCCUUUGCAAACAGAGAUGAGUUCUCCCACAACUCGGUACUUGUUUUUUUUUCAGUACUUUGGGACUAAAUAUAGUGGUGUCAUGGAGACAUUGGCUGAUCAGUCUGUGCUCGGUGUCCAGAAUUACUUGGAGCGGGCGGCACAGAAUCUCAGACCCGUCACUCCCAUCAAGUUCUACGUCUCCAGCCGAACAGACACCGGCGUCCAUGCCCUCUGCAACUCCGCUCACCUCGACGUCCAGAGAGGCGUCGGGAAGCCGCCUUUCCCUGAAAGCGUUAUUGUCUCCGCCCUCAAUUACCACUUGAAGCCCGAACCAAUCAGCAUUCUGAGUGCCUAUCAGGUGUCUGAUAACUUCCACGCACGCUUCUCCGCAUUGUCAAGAACCUAUGUUUAUCGGCUGGUGACAGGCUGCUCUCACUAUUCCCAAAUACCGGUGUUUGAAAGGGAUCUGUGCUGGGCUCCCAAGGGAGACCAUUUGAACGUGCCUGCCAUGCAGGAAGCAGCAGGUUCCCUCCUAGGGACCCAUGACUUCAGCACCUUCCGCUCAGUCAGCUCUGAAAAACCUUUCAAAUCUCCCAUUAAAACCCUGGCCCAGGUAGACAUCCGACCCUCUUCUGGCUUCGUGUCGCAUCACUAUGAAUACAGGGGACUGCAGUUCUGGGAGCUAGAAUUCAAGAGCAGAUCAUUCCUCUACAGGCAGGUACGAAGGAUGGCAGGGGCUCUAGUAGCAGUUGGCCAAGGCAGGCUGGCACCUUAUCACAUAAAGGAACUAUUAGAGAUUAGAGACUCGCUGGCUUAUCCACAGAACACCAUGGCUCCAGCAGCUGGACUCUUCCUGAAAUCUGUGGAGUAUGACGACGCUGACGUGGACACAGAAGGUAACGCAGCAAAAUAGCGGCCCUGUGAGACGUGCAGCUGUGCCUGAAAGAACUCGGUUGGUGGGGGCCAUGUCGCAGAGAUUUCCAGAACUCGCUUUGUAUGCUGAUACGCGGCCAGGUCUCAAUAAACCCCAUUGAUUGUGGCUA